Megalobrama amblycephala (Wuchang bream) is the source of this 2349-nucleotide messenger RNA. It is a transcript of the gene clk2a, whose product is annotated as CDC-like kinase 2a. The transcript is spliced from 13 exons. Lineage: Eukaryota; Metazoa; Chordata; Actinopteri; Cypriniformes; Xenocyprididae. Gene Ontology annotation, molecular function: protein tyrosine kinase activity; ATP binding. The record is from RefSeq and is a predicted model, not a curated record. The coding region runs from base 156 to 1730 and encodes 524 amino acids. Gene Ontology annotation, biological process: protein phosphorylation; regulation of RNA splicing. Gene Ontology annotation, cellular component: nucleus.
UGGCACGCGCGCGCAUAAAGAAGCCGUUUUAGGAGGAGGGACCGGAAGUAGUUUUUUUCCUUCACUGUUUAAUUGGGCUUGAGUGAGAAAUUUGUAGCCGAAGCGUCAACACGGAUUUUCUUUGGGAUAAACGGACAGGGCUGGCUGCUAAAACGAUGCCACACUCCAGACGGUACCCGUCCUCGGAGAGGGCCAGCCACAGCAGCUACCAAGAUCGUUAUCGGGACAGAGACAGAGAGCGAGGGAGAAAACCUCGGCAUCGCCGUUCGCCGACAUUCUCCUCCAGUAGUGAACGUGAGAGGAGAGGGAGAGGACACAGGCAGGAUGCCGGCUAUGCUCGAUCCAGGAGCUACGACAACCGCUCUUCAGACCGCAGGCCAUACGACAGACACUACGGCGAGAGCCAUCGGCGCCUGGACCACAGCCGGGAACGGGACAGGGAUCGCGACAGGGAACACAGGACGCCGAGCAACUACUACUCCCGCGACGCCUCGCCCAGCUUCGACUUCCGACGGGGCCGCGAUCGGGACCGCGAGGACUCGUACCGGAGGAAAGGCAGCAGGCGUAAGCACAAACGAAGGCGGCGUAGAACCAGGUCCUAUAGCCCAUCCUCCUCGCGGAGUGACAGCGGGACACGGGCACUGUGUGUGAGGGACGACGAGGAGGGUCACCUGAUCUGUCGGAGUGGCGACGUCCUGCAAGAGAGAUAUGAGAUUGUCAGCACUUUGGGCGAGGGCACCUUCGGGAGGGUGAUGCAAUGUAUUGAUCAUCGCAGGGGUGGAGCACAUGUCGCUCUGAAGAUCAUCAAAAAUGUGGAAAAGUACAAAGAGGCUGCCCGGCUGGAGAUCAACGUACUGGAAAGAAUCAAUGAAAAGGAUCCUGAGAAUAAGAAUCUGUGUGUGCAGAUGUUUGACUGGUUCGACUAUCAUGGCCAUAUGUGUAUCAGUUUUGAGCUCUUGGCUCUCAGUACUUUUGAUUUCCUCAAAGAAAACAAUUACCUGCCCUACUCCAUCAGCCAAGUGCGUCAUAUGGCCUACCAGAUCUGCCUGGCUGUCAAAUUUUUGCAUGAAAACAAACUGACCCACACAGAUCUGAAACCAGAGAACAUUCUCUUUGUCAACUCUGACUUCACAAUCACAUACAAUGUGGAAAAGAAGCGAGACGAGCGUACUGUGAAGAGCACAGCAGUGAGGGUGGUGGAUUUUGGUAGUGCUACAUUUGACCAUGAGCACCACAGCACCAUCGUUUCUACCAGGCAUUACAGAGCACCUGAAGUUAUUCUAGAAUUGGGCUGGAGUCAGCCGUGUGACGUGUGGAGUAUAGGCUGCAUCCUCUUCGAGUACUACCUCGGCUUUACACUCUUCCAGACUCAUGAUAAUCGGGAGCAUUUAGCCAUGAUGGAGAGAAUUUUGGGCCCUGUUCCUUCCCGAAUGAUUCGCAAGACUAGGAAACAGAAAUACUUUUAUCGUGGACGCCUGGACUGGGACGAGAACUCUUCAGCAGGAAGAUACGUCAGAGAAAACUGCAAACCUUUACGGAGAUAUCUUCUAUCAGAAGCUGAAGAGCAUCAUCAGCUGUUCGAUCUGAUCGAGGCCAUGCUGGAGUAUGAGCCCACGAAGCGUCUCAGUCUCGCUGCGGCCCUGAGGCAUCCUUUCUUUCAGAGCACCAUCAGCAGCGCUGACCAGAGCGCAGGCAAGAGCUGGGAGGGAAACCGCGACAUCAGCCGGUGACAAUGAUUCAUCUUCAACCAAACGUCUCUGUCUUACGCCAAAAAAACUCGAGGACUCGCAUGCCAAGAGAGUUGUGGAGCUGAACUGACAUUGAGUAAAGUUUUAUAGUGCAAGAGAACCUAAUGAAGCAGGUGCACAGCAUAUGAUUUCUCGAUCAUCUUCCCAUAAUGUGAGAACCAUGCGCAGCAGGAGAAUGUGAGGAACUUGGCACAUCUAAAAGAUGCUUGAUUGGACUUUCGGAAGGGUUGUUGAGUUAAUAUACCCUCUCAAGUUCAGUUCUUCCAGCCAAUUGUGGCUAAUGGUUUUUGUGGACAGCCAUAAGUGGUGGGGGAAAAAGCAUUAAUGUAACACUCCAUUUUGGAAAACAACUGACAAACAAGCAUCACUGUUACAAUAUAAUUAUUUAUCGGGCGAAUACCUUAGCUGAUAAUCGCAAAUGCAUUGCGACACUGUUUGUAUUCAGUUCAAUUUAAACCAAGUAACAGAGCAGCAGUGUUCUGGUGAUUGUGUCCCUCAACUCGUUUACAGUAUUUAUUUAGUUAACCGGACGUCUCCUUUUGUGUGUUUGUAUGGAUUUGACUAUAAAUGUGUAAAUAUGAAUAAACAUGUUGUGACUAUA